Molecule: messenger RNA, 797 nt
Organism: Cryptococcus amylolentus CBS 6039
Lineage: Eukaryota; Fungi; Basidiomycota; Tremellomycetes; Tremellales; Cryptococcaceae
Product: CDP-diacylglycerol-serine O-phosphatidyltransferase
Exons: 2
Coding region: 6-797 (263 amino acids)
Biological process (GO): phospholipid biosynthetic process
Cellular component (GO): membrane
Molecular function (GO): phosphotransferase activity, for other substituted phosphate groups
Source: RefSeq, a predicted model, not a curated record
UCCCGAUGCCGCCCUCGCCCAAGCCUGUCAACAUGGAGGCUGCCAAGAAGAAGGCCCUCCAGCAGUACAAGAACGACGACGGCCACUUCUCCCUCGUCCGCAACUUUCGCCUCGCCGACCUCAUCACCAUCAUGAACGGCGUCUGCGGCACCCUCUCCAUCCUCACCUCUGCCCGUUUCCUCCUCCUCACCUCCAAUCUCCCCGGCCCCCCUUCCUCCUCCGCCCUCAACACUCUCUACUUUGCCCACCUCCUCCCCAUCCUCGGCUUUGGCUUUGACGCUCUAGACGGCAAGGUCGCAAGAUGGAUGGGCGGGGGAAGCAUGUUGGGCCAAGAGAUGGACUCUCUGGCGGACCUGGUCAGUUUUGGCGUCGCGCCUGCCGUGUUGGCGUUCACCCUCGGGUUGCGCACGCCGCUCGACCUCGCCGCGCUCCUCAUGUUUGUCUCCUGCGGCCUCGCCCGUCUCGCCCGCUUCAACGCCACCGUCGCUCUCAUCCCCUCUGACGCCUCCGGCAAAUCGAAAUACUUUGAAGGACUGCCCAUCCCCUCUUCCCUCGGCCUGACGAGCUUGAUGGCUUAUUGGGUCAAGCAGGGAUGGUUCGAGACUGGUUUGAAGGGGGCGGGACUGCCGUUGGGUGUUGUGAGGCUUUGGGGGGAGGAAGGGGGGUGGGGAGAGGUGCAUCUUGUGGCGGGGGUGUUUGCGAUUUGGGGUGCGACGAUGGUCAGCAAGACUCUCCGCGUACGUCCCUCCUCUUCCCCUCUUCUUUCACUAACCCCCAUGCAGGUUCCCAAACUAUAA